AUGCUAGGGCGGCGCGCCCGGCGGCCGUCAGCGUCCCCCGGGGGGCAGGGGCUGCUGGCCGCGGCCGAGACGGCGGGUGGAGGGGGCCGGGACCACGCGCUGGCGGCGGAGGGAUCCCCCGACCCUUCCCCCCAUAUAAAGAGAUACAAUGUUUCCUUUUAUGGCGAGGCCGCUCCUUAUAUGGUGAGCCCCUGCGCCCCCGCCGCAUUGGUCCGUGGUUCCGGCACCUCCGCUCCCCAUUGGCCCACAGGGAGCGCUUAUUUGCAUAGACAUACCGAACUCGCUGCUGUCAUCCCGCGUCAGACGGCGACUCCGAAAGGGGAGGAGCCGACGCCUCUUAAAGGAACAGGAGAGGAGGCAACGACACUUUCCCACCAGAACGGCUCCCCGGUCCUCAUUCAUCAUCCUCUAUACUGGAGGGAUCUUUGGCAGACAUACAUCUGGAAAAGACCGGGGGGAGACAGUCGGCCUCCCAGUCCCCGAAGGGGGCAGGGAGACGAGAUGAAGAUCAGUGAAGACUUCCAGCUGCGGGCUGGGCUGGGGGAGGGGGUUGUCCCGGGGAUAAAGCCCACCCUACCGCCAGUGCAAAGGCCUGGGAAAAAAUAGAGCCAGACAGAAAGUUUCAGCAAAUAAGCCAGCCAGCCAGCACGCGCUCGCGCACACACAGGCGCCCGCGCACACAAACGCACACACGCGCGCGCGCGCACACACACACACACACACACACACACACACACACACACACACACCCUUACCCUUACCCUUCUAUGGAAAGCCCAUGAAGGGGUGGACGGUUAGGACUGGAGCGCUGCAAAGCCCAGGUUCAGGGUUUGGGUCUGGAUCUCAGCUCCAAGGCCGUGAAAAUAUCUUGCUUGGGCUUUGCAGUUACAGAAAUUACUCAAAUCUGGAAUCAGCCCCUUUCUAGCCUGCGCCUGGAAAUAAGGGUUCGACCUCUCCAAACUCCAUCAUAUUCCUCAUUGUUGGUACCCAUCCGCUGAGGUUCUUAAUGCAAAUUCCGAGAUAAAGGCUAAAGCAUAGAGUAAGUGGUCAGUUAAUAGGAGCUCCUGGGGUAAUCGAUUCCUCCCUGGAAUAAACAUCGGGUUGUUUUGAAGGGGAUGGGAGAGUGAUAUUUCCUUUCCUUACAAAUUUUUGUGAAGACUAAAUAAAGUGGUUGGUUUUGUUUGA
Neofelis nebulosa (Clouded leopard) is the source of this 1185-nucleotide messenger RNA. RefSeq lists its product as uncharacterized. The transcript has 2 exons. The record is from RefSeq and is a predicted model, not a curated record. Bases 1 to 606 code for a protein of 201 amino acids. NCBI's taxonomy places the organism in Eukaryota, Metazoa, Chordata, Mammalia, Carnivora, Felidae.